AUGUUUUGUCCAUAUCUAGAAUCGGUUGUUUUCUGGUCGUGCGAGCAAGCAGCAGUGGAGGUGCAGUCGGUUCCCGCUCUUCCUGUUGUCGCUCCUCUGGAAGAUUCUGCGUCAACGGAGGCAGAUGCGGAAAUCAUUCACCAUUCCACUGAGGCUGGCAAGGCGGACGCUGCAACUGUGACUGUUGCCGUUUCAAUUCAGGCUGAGAAAGCUGAGGAAGAAAAGAAACCGUUGGAGUUAAAAGGGAAAGUGUCUUCGUUCCUGGAGCUCCUUGCUCAAGAGAACUCAGUAGCGUAUCCUACUGUGGCUGUUACUUCCUCAGCCAAGGUUGCGGCCUGGUUGGGUGUGGAGCAGGGUGGGAAGGAGGGAGCAGAGGCGAGCAGCGGGUGGUGCAGCUUGAGUCGCAGUGAGAGCAGCUGCAGCAGCCUCAGUGCGUGUCUCAUCCACCUCUCCUCGGACUCCUCCUCUUCCUCCUCUGCUGAUAGCCUCUGCAACAGCCGCACUGGCUUGACGAAGGAGGUUGCUGGUGUGAAGAGGGGGACUGGCCGAGGCGUUUCCAGGAUAGGGAAGGGAUGCUUUCUGUCCACUGCUUACCAUUUCACUGAGCUCUUGGCAGCUGAGGAAAAAUCAGUGAAGAGUGGGAUGGAUAAGGACGUUUUAUGCAGUGGAAAGGACUGGAGCAUGAAGGUGAAGGGGUUUGGGAAGGCGGAGGAAGGACGGAUGGUCUCAAACCAGUUGUUUAGGUGUGAUUAUGGGGAGGAAGAGGAGGAGGAGGAAGAGGAUGGCAGUAGCAAGCUAAGUUCCAGGACCCUUGGGACAGGAACGAUGUGCUACAUGAAUCAGCUGUAUAUGGAUGAGGAAGAGGAGGAGGAAAGGGAGGCGUUGGCAGUGUCAGGUAUUUCGGUCGGCAUCGGCAGGUUUGGAGCCAGGCGCAGAAUCACUGGCUCUAGCAGCCGGGUCACCCUCCGCAGAAUGAGCAGUGUACUUCGCCAAUAUUAG
Messenger RNA from Closterium sp. Naga37s-1, 999 nucleotides. NCBI's taxonomy places the organism in Eukaryota, Viridiplantae, Streptophyta, Zygnematophyceae, Desmidiales, Closteriaceae. The record is from the annotation of a GenBank genome assembly.